AUGGAAUUGUCCGAAGAACCUCGGUCUAAAUAUCAUGAUGAAGUUGACCUGAAAGAAUCUCAGAAUGAUGCAAACCAUGAUUGUGUAUUUGGAGAGAUCACUGAGGAAGGCCCUAACUAUCGCAAUGUGGGAGUAUUGGGAACUGUAAUUCUAAUGAUGAAAACGCAAAUUGGCCUGGGAGUUCUUGCAAUACCGACUACAUUUGAUGCACUAGGAAUUGUUCCUGGAGUGAUAUGUUUAUGUGUGAUUGCUUCCAUCAUGACGUGGUCAAAUUAUGUUAUUGGCACGUUUAAACUCAAUCAUCGUGAGGUCUAUAGCAUUGAUGAUGCUGGAGCAUUGAUUUUUGGUCCAAUCGGCCGAGCUGUUCUCUCCGUGUCAUUCUGUCUCUACUGGAUAUUCGUCAGUGGCUCGGGGAUCCUUGGGAUUUCCAUUGGUCUGAAUGCAGUAUCCACACAUGGUACAUGCACGGCUGUCUUCACCGUUGUUGCCACGAUUUUCGGUUUUAUCUUGAGUAGUGUGCGCACACUCGGAAGAAUUACCUGGCUCGCAUGGAUAGGGCUUCCAUGCAUAUUGAUUGCGGUUCUAACCGUGACAAUUGCCGUCAGCCUGCAAGAUCGCCCUGCUUCCGCACCACAAACGGACGGUCUUUGGGUUUCAGAUUACAAGAUAGUCGGAAAUCCAUCUUUCACAGAAGGGAUUACCGCCAUAUGCAAUCUUGUUUUCGCCUUUUCAGGAACUCCGGGGUUCUUUGCCAUCAUUUCAGAAAUGCGUGACCCGCGAAAAUACACCUUUGCAUUACUACUUUGCCAGGUAGGAGUCACUAGUGUUUAUCUCAUAGUUGGGUGCAUCGUUUACUUUUAUUGCGGAUCAUACGUCUCUUCUCCAGCUCUUGGUUCGGCUGGUGGAGACAUGAAAAAGAUUGCCUAUGGGUUUGCCUUGCCAGGCUUAAUCGUUACUACAACUAUCUGCUCACAUAUACCUGCGAAAUUUAUUUUCGUUCAUAUACUUCGCGGCUCCCGGCAUCUGAGCAAAAACACACCCACUCACUGGAUUACAUGGAUCGGUUGUACUUUCGGGGUUGCCGUGAUAGCCUAUAUCAUCGCUAGUACAGUUCCCGUCUUCAACUCACUAGUGGCAUUGAUAGGCGCUCUACUUGGCCCACUCAUGUGCUUUCAGCCUAUGGGUUGCAUGUGGCUUUAUGACAAUUGGCCCAAAGAUAAGCGACAUGCGAGAUUCUGGCAUGCCAAAGCUGGCUGGAGCAUUUUUGUUGUAAUACUGGGAUGCUUCCUUACUGUUGCAGGUACUUAUGGGUCUAUAGUCGGGAUAAUGGAGGCUUAUAAAGCAUCUGGAGGCUCGGCCGCCUUUUCAUGUGCUGACAACUCUAACUCAACAUGA
Messenger RNA from Penicillium manginii, 1395 nucleotides. RefSeq lists its product as uncharacterized. Gene Ontology annotation, molecular function: amino acid transmembrane transporter activity. The transcript has 5 exons. The coding region runs from base 1 to 1395 and encodes 464 amino acids. NCBI's taxonomy places the organism in Eukaryota, Fungi, Ascomycota, Eurotiomycetes, Eurotiales, Aspergillaceae. Gene Ontology annotation, biological process: amino acid transmembrane transport. Gene Ontology annotation, cellular component: vacuolar membrane. The record is from RefSeq and is a predicted model, not a curated record.